Messenger RNA from Megalobrama amblycephala (Wuchang bream), 1595 nucleotides. RefSeq names its product secretory carrier membrane protein 4 (gene scamp4). The transcript is spliced from 7 exons. Bases 601 to 1296 code for a protein of 231 amino acids. Lineage: Eukaryota; Metazoa; Chordata; Actinopteri; Cypriniformes; Xenocyprididae. The record is from RefSeq and is a predicted model, not a curated record. Gene Ontology annotation, cellular component: trans-Golgi network membrane; recycling endosome membrane. Gene Ontology annotation, biological process: protein transport.
UGGAACUCACAGCUUUGGCUGGGGUUUUUGUUUAGCGAAACACUCUUUAAGAAUUGAAGUGUUUUUUUGUUUUGUUUUUUAAAUAAAACUGUUGAGAUGUAAUGAUUCCGUGUUUUUGAAGAGGCUUGACAUGUUUAAAGAUUGAUAUUUGAACAGCUAAGCACAAACGUCAGAAAUUCCGCAAAAGAUCUUGAGAUAAAAUUCCAAAGUACGAAAAUAUGUUCAAGUUUCUAACAAAAACAACAGAAAGGUGUCAUAUUUUUUUCAUUGCCACAAGGCAGGGAAAAUGGUAAAUAUUCUAGUCACAAGCGCCAAGACCACACCUUUGAUCAGCUUGUGAUGGGGCUUGUAGUAUUCAAGAGUUACAACUUCCGUCCGCUACGUGCAAAACAGGCCGCGUUUAGAACUACAUUUCCCAGAACGCUUCCAGUCCGCCACGUGAUCGCCAGGAUUCGCAGACUGCAGACGGACGCAUCCCCAUCAAACUAUUUAACGGUAUCGUCAGAAAUCACUGAAAACAUCAGUAUAUCAGUUCAGAGAGGGAAAAGUUCUUUAGCACCAGAAACAUCAACAUUUUCCACCUUUUCUCAAAAUUGAGAAAUGACAGAUCGAACGAACAACUUCCCUCCUCUGCCGAAGUUUCUUCGCAUAAAGCCAUGUUUUUACCAGAAUCUGGAUGAGGAAAUUCCGCAACCCCACCGCCAGCUUGUGCGUCGUGUUUACAAUCUUUGGAUGUUAUACUCUAUCACACUAUGUGUUAAUGUGGUGGCCUGCCUAGCCUGGUGGGCCGGAGGUGGUGGAGCGAUCAACUUUGGCUUUUCGCUCCUUUGGCUGCUGAUUUUCAGCCCAUGCAGCUAUACCUGCUGGUUCAGGCCGCUCUAUAAAGCAUUCAGGGCUGAUAGUUCCUUCAACUUCAUGGCCUUCUUCUUCAUUUUCUUCCUGCAAUGUGUUCUCGCCUUCUUCCAGAGUCUUGGAAUAUCAGGUUGGGGUGCAUGUGGUUGGAUUGCCACAGUGAUUUUUUUCAGCACAAACGUAAUCUCGGCUAUAUUCAUGCUCAUCUGUACUUUGCUCUUUACCGUAGUUACGGUUCUCAUGGGGCUUGUCCUCAUCAAGGUCCAUCGGCUAUAUCGUGGUGGAGGAGGCAGUUUUCAGCGGGCACAGGAAGAAUGGAGCACGGGUGCAUGGAAGAACCCCACUGUGAGAGAAGCUGGAUUUAACGCCAUCUCUGAAACCGGCCCAAGCCUGCCUCAGUAUCCAGCCGCUGUGCCCAACUACCCGGAGAGCGGACCCUGGUGAUACCUUUUCUGAACUACAGAUGGAGCAAGAGUACCACUGUUUGUCUUAAUGUUAAAGGGGCAGUUUGCAGAGGGACCUUACCCAAUAUUUUUGUGCCACUUCAGCCAGAUCACGGACUUGUGAAUGGUUAUUUUGCAUUUGUACAAUCUUUUUUUUUUUUUUUUAUUGCGAAAAGAUUGAAUGUUAAUCACUCCUCAAAGAAUGUGUAUAAACAUAGUUUCUUUUCUUUUGAGCUAUCAAGAGUAGAUCUCUUGAACACUUUAAUGCCGAUUUAAAUAGAAGUGAAUGAUGAUCGAAAA